AUGUCUGUGGUUAGUCGGUUACCAGAAACUGUGACGGAGAGGUCCAAGAAGGGAAAGGAGGUUGCCGAGAUGGUCCAGGCUUCUGAAGUGGUCACUUUUAUUUACAGACAUUGUGUUGAAUCUCAGGAAAUGAAUGGAAUAUUGAAGACCCUGCUGUCAGAUUGGUUUUCGAUAGGAUUCUUAAACCUUGAGCGUAUCACCUGGCAGUCCUCUUGUGAUCUGCUGCAGAAAAUUAGCGAGUAUGAAGCCGUGCAUCCUGUCAGAAACUGGGCAGAUAUUAAACGUCGAGUUGGACCUUAUAGAAGGUGCUAUGUUUUUACUCACAAUGCUAUGCCAAGGGAACCUCUGAUAGUUCUACAUGUGGCACUGACAGAUAACAUCUCUAAUAAUAUACAGGCUAUUGUCCGAAAAGAUCCUUCCCUGGAGACGACUGAGGAUGUGAACAAGGUCACCACAGCUAUUUUUUACUCCAUCAGCUCUUCACAGAGAGGACUGCAGGGGGUAGAGCUUGGAACCUACCUCAUCAAACGAGUUGUGAAAGAGCUUCAGAUUGAGUUUCCUCAUAUGAGCCAAUUCUCCAGUCUGUCCCCUAUUCCCGACUUCACGAAGUGGCUGCGUGGAACCCUCAGUUUCAAAAUCAAGGAAGGGAAAUUGAACCAGAUCUUUACAGAACUUGAAUACAAAGAAAUCCAGGACAUCAUUGAAGGACCUAUGUUAGAAAAACUUCAGCAUUUACUUUCUAACAAUGAAUGGGUGAAGUCUGACAAAUUAGUUCGAAUUCUUGAGACACCAUUUAUGCGACUUUGUGCCUGGUACCUAUAUGGAGAAAAACAUCGAGGGGGUGCCCUUGAUCCAGUAGCUAACUUUCAUCUUCAAAAUGGUGCUGUGAUAUGGCGAAUAAACUGGCUGGCUGACACAAGUCCUCGUGGUCUUUCAUCAUCCUUUGGAAUUAUGGCAAACUAUCGAUACUUCCUCGAAGAUGCCAAUCGAAAUAGUGCCCAAUAUUUGAGAACAAGACAGAUUGAGGCAUCUAAGCAAAUUCUGAGUCUUGUAGCUCAAUGUCAGACAAUCAGCAAACUUUAACUGGAGCUUCACAGGAAAAUGAACUGUUUUGAAAAUAAUGAAUUAAUUUUAACUAUCAUUAUUACUCGUUAGUGUUUAGAUAAGAAAUUGCAACAACAAAAAAAUUAAACAUGAAAUUUGUUGUGGAA
Molecule: messenger RNA, 1211 nt
Organism: Chiloscyllium plagiosum (whitespotted bambooshark)
Lineage: Eukaryota; Metazoa; Chordata; Chondrichthyes; Orectolobiformes; Hemiscylliidae
Source: RefSeq, a predicted model, not a curated record